UAAAUUCAAUAGUAGAAAGCUGCAUCCUAGUUGUAAAGAAAAAUAUUAAAUUGUUUAAUGUCUGAGGAAACUUAUUGCCAAUCCUCGAAUAAUGAAUAGGUCACAAAUUUGUCGCAUAUUGAUUUAUAUUUUACUUUCUGGAGCAACGUUAUGUCAACGAACAUAUUUUGAGUCAAAAAUGAAUAUUUCCAAUUCUGAUGCAAAGGACUUCAAUUUCAAUGAUGGACAAAUAGCAAAAUUCAGUAAGCCGCUAGAUAGAGGACCAUAUUUUGACACUUCUGCAACGAAAAAUGUAACUUCCCUAGUCGGUAAAACUGGCCAUCUAAAUUGCCGAAUUAAAAAUCUAGGAAAUAAAACGGUAUCUUGGAUACGACAUAGAGAUUUACAUUUGCUAACAGUGUCAGAAAGUACUUACACAUCAGAUCAAAGAUUUACUUCAAUUUACAACAAACAAACUGGUGACUGGUCGCUACAGAUAAAAUUCCCACAAAUAAGAGAUUCCGGAGUAUACGAGUGCCAGGUGUCAACAAGUCCUCCAGUUGGAUACACAAUGAUCUUUUCCGUUGUAGAGCCAAUUACAAAUAUUCCGGGUGGACCGGAGCUAUAUAUCGAUUUGGGAUCAACUGUGAACUUAACUUGCAUCGUAAAGCACCUACCAGACCCACCUUUGAUGGUACACUGGACUCAUAAUAAUCAGGAAAUUAAUUAUGACUCACCGAGAGGGGGAGUGUCAGUUAUCACUGAAAAAGGUGAUAUAACUACAUCAUAUCUGCUGAUACAGCGUGCCAAAAUUUCAGAUUCUGGACGAUAUUCUUGCAUUCCCUCAAAUGCCAAUGCUAAGUCCGUGAAUGUUCACAUUUUAAAUGGAGACCACCCAGCAGCCGUGCAAAGAGCUACAACAUUUUCAGGUUUAAGCUUAGAUGUAAUUGUAUUUGUAAUUAUUUUAAUAUACAUUUAAUAAUAAAUA
This is a messenger RNA of Drosophila busckii, 967 nucleotides long. RefSeq names its product hemicentin-1 (gene dpr21). Gene Ontology annotation, cellular component: neuron projection membrane. The record is from RefSeq and is a predicted model, not a curated record. The coding region runs from base 92 to 958 and encodes 288 amino acids. Lineage: Eukaryota; Metazoa; Arthropoda; Insecta; Diptera; Drosophilidae. Gene Ontology annotation, biological process: synapse organization. The transcript has 7 exons.